Messenger RNA from Zasmidium cellare ATCC 36951, 882 nucleotides. RefSeq lists its product as uncharacterized. The transcript is spliced from 6 exons. Bases 1 to 882 code for a protein of 293 amino acids. Gene Ontology annotation, cellular component: plasma membrane. NCBI's taxonomy places the organism in Eukaryota, Fungi, Ascomycota, Dothideomycetes, Mycosphaerellales, Mycosphaerellaceae. Gene Ontology annotation, molecular function: acetate transmembrane transporter activity. The record is from RefSeq and is a predicted model, not a curated record.
AUGUCGGCGAGCGACAAAGACCAUGCUUCCUACUACGACAAUGGAGGCCCAAUUGGAGUCGACCACCUGCACCCCAACGAGAACCCGGACGUUGCACUGCAGCGAAUCAGGACUGCGGGCAGCGUUUCCAUACCGCCUGAGCUGUUCGAAAAGCUUUAUCUCUCGCCAGAGAGCAAGGUAAAAGGCGAUUUGCGCAAGACCUUUGGCAAUCCAACACCAAUUGGCUUGGGCGGCUUCUUACUGUCUCUAUCUCCACUGUCUUGUUUCCUCAUGAACUGGCGCGGUACUGGUGCCGGCCUUGGUGCUUCAGACAUCUCGGUCUUCUUGUUCUUCGGUGGUGUCUUGAUGUUAGUAUCAGGGGCGAUGGAGUGGAUUCUGGGAAACACCUACAUCAGCGUGGUCUUCAUGACAUUCGGCAGCUUCUGGCUCAGCUACGGAGGCGUCCUGCAACCAUUCUACGGUGCUUAUGCUGCUUAUUCCCCCGAGCCCGUCACUGCACCCCAAGAGGGACUUCAUGAAGCCGGGUUCGUAAACUCGUGGGCAUUCUUCCUCCUGUUUAUGGGCCUGCUCUGCCUCGUCUAUCUCGUUUGCUCCUUGAGGACCAACCUGAUUCUGUUUAUGAUCCUCCUCCCCCUCCCACCUGCCUUCAGCUGUCUUGCAGCGGCCUUCUGGUAUAACGGCCAAGGAGAAAUGGCCUAUGCGAUGGCACUGCAGAAGGCCGGGGGAGCGCUUGCAUUUGUUACCUGCAUGUUUGGCUGGUACCUUUUCAGUGCCUUGAUGCUAGCAUCGAUCGACGCUCCGUUUGCUCUGCCCGUGUUCGAUCUGUCGACGAAGAUCAAGGGAGCGAGUCAAAGGGAAAAACCGCGAGAUCUGGAGGGGUAA